CGCGGCGGCGAGUGGCACGGCAUGGAGGCGAGCGCGGGCGGCGCGGCGGCGGCGGAGCCGGCGCACGCCGUGUCGCUGCUGCGGGGGCUGAGCGCGCUGCGCGCGGAGCGGAGCCUCCUGGACGUGACGGUGGUGGCGGGCGGGCGGGAGUUCGGGGCGCACCGCGCCGUCCUGGCCGCCGCCUCCGGCUACUUCCGCGCCAUGUUCGGCGGGGCGCUGCGGGAGGCGCGGGCCGAGCGCGUGCGGCUGCACGGCGUGGAGCCCGAGUGCCUGGCGCGCCUCCUCGACUUCGCCUACACCGGCCGCGUCGGCGGGCUGGGCCCUGACAUCGCCGAGCGCCUCCUGCGUGCCGCCGACCUCCUCCAGUUCCCGGCCGUCAAGGAGGCCUGCGGCGCCUGGCUGGCGCGCCAGCUGGAGCCCGCCAACGCGCUGGACAUGCAGGACUUCGCUGAGGCCUUUGCCUGCCCGGCGCUGGCAGCCGCCGCGCACCGCUUCGUGCUGCGGCACGUGGGCGAGCUGGGCGCCCAGCUGGAGCGCCUCCCGCUCCCCCGCCUCCUCUCCUACCUGCGCGACGAUGGGCUCUGCAUCCCCAAGGAGGAGGCCGCCUUCCAGCUGGCGCUGCGCUGGGUGCGCGCCGACCCCGCCACCCGAGCCCCGCUGCUGCCCCAGCUCCUGGCCCACGUCCGCCUGCCCUUCGUGCGGCGCUUCUACCUGCUCGCCCACGUGGAGGGCGAGCCGCUGGUGGCCCGCUGCCCGCCCUGCCUGCGCCUGCUCCGCGAGGCCCGUGACUUCCAGGCCGCCCGCCUCGACCGCCACGACCGCGGGCCCUGCGCCCGCAUGCGCCCCCGGCCCUCCACCGGCCUCGCCGAGAUCCUCGUCCUCGUGGGCGGCUGCGACCGCGACUGCGACGAGCUCGUCACCGUCGACUGCUACAACCCGCGCACCGGCCACUGGCGCUACCUGGCUGAGUUCCCUGAGCACCUGGGUGGGGGCUACAGCGUCGCCGCGCUGGGCAACGACAUCUACGUGACCGGAGGAUCGGAUGGAUCACGGCUGUAUGACUGUGUCUGGAGAUACAAUUCCAGUGUGAAUGAGUGGACAGAAGUGUCUCCGAUGCUGAAAGCAAGAGAAUACCACAGCUCUACCGUCCUGGACGGACUGCUGUACGUUAUUGCCUCUGACAGCACAGAGCGCUAUGACCACUCCGUGGAUAGCUGGGAGGCUCUGCAGCCCAUGCUGUACCCGAUGGACAACUGCUCCACCACCUCGUGCCGCGGAAAGCUGUUUGCUAUAGGCUCUCUGGCUGGCAAAGAGUCCAUGGUUAUGCAGUGCUACGAUCCCGACAGCGAUCUCUGGUCCCUCGUGAACUGCGGUCACCUGCCUCCUUGGUCAUUCGCACCGAAGACUGUAACUCUUAAUGGGCUCAUGUACUUCAUAAGAGAUGACUCCGCUGAGGUGGAUGUUUACAACCCAGUGAAGAACGAAUGGGAUAAAAUCCCUGCCAUGCUUCAGGUUCAUGUUGGGGGGAGCGUGGCUGUGCUAGGCGGGAAGCUCUACGUCUCCGGUGGCUACGACAACACGUUUGAACUUUCGGACGUGCUGGAAGCUUAUGACCCGGAAACGCGAACGUGGAGCGUAGUGGGCCGCCUUCCCGAGCCCAUCUUCUGGCAUGGCAGCGUCAGCAUAUUCCGACAGUUCAUGCCAGAAACCACCCUGGAGGAUGACAGCAUCACGCUGGACAACACCAUCAACCUGAACAGGCAGCGUCAGAACCUUCAUAACCAGAACCUUAAUGAGCUACGUUAACAGGGGGAUGUGCUGUCUCUGGCUUGACGCGAGCUCGUUAUACAGAACCAGUGUUGCUUUGGGAGGAGGCAGAGGUAACUGGUGCUUGGAGACAAAAACAUGCUGAGCAGUGGAGAGGGAGUAAAAACUCUGAAUGAUUAAAAUGCUGUCGUAGAAAAGUAGUUGGCAGAAAGUGAGAGGCCUCUGGGUGCAGUGUUCCUCAGCCCUUUUCUGUGGAGGGAGGAGGUGCAGCGCGAUUCACGGAGAAGAUCUGAGAGGUGAAUUCUGAAGAAAACAAUCACGUUAAACAUCACUGAAGAUCACUUGCGGUUACAGCUUUCGGUCAGACACCUUUCACUAGAAACUCCUUCACCCUGCAGCACUUCAUGUCUGCUGCCAAAUUCCUUUCUUCACAGUUUCUUCCCGCGGAGAAAAAAAGGAAAAACAGAAGACGACAGGCAGGACCAAACCCCGAUGGCUGGAGCCUGCUGCAGCAGGAAGGGUUUGUCUGGUAGGACUAGAGCCUGGACCCACCGCUUUCUGCUCAGUGCCUCAGAGGAAGACAGACCUCCUGUGCCCGUUUUCUUCUGUGUAGCUUGAGGGGAAAAUACCUUCCCGUGAGAAGAUAAAGGUCUGUUGCUGAUGAGAGGUUAAUACAAGAAUAUAGCCCUGCCUAUCACGUCACCAUAGUGUUUGGUUCCUGUUCAUGCUUUCAAACAGAACAUGCAUGUGCUUUUCCUGCUGUGUAGCCAGGAUCUUGCUGAGGCUGCGUUAAGAAGCGUCUCACUUCCUGUUGUCUGACCUUGAAUUCUUCGGGUACUUUAAGUUGCAGCAUUUUAAGUUUUUGUGGGUAUUUGUUGCCUUACUUUCUAGGAGAGCGACUUUUUUAUUAUUUAAGAAACACCCUCACUUAUCUUUUAAUCACAUUGUCACAAGUAGAUUGUUUUCGGUUUGGAUCACCCAAACUGCACUUUUCUUUAAGGGGGAGCGAGAAGGGGGAAAGCAAAUAGCCCUCUUAGCCGGACUGCAGAGUGACUUCUGGGGGCUGGUGGCGUGUGCCAGGGUCCCUCGGCCUUUCUCCUUGUGGCUUUUCAAAGCUUUUGUUUAUAUCGGGCUGCUCAGCUGCUGAGGAACUUGGCAGAAAAUUCCCUUGUGGCAUGUUCUUGUGACUAAGGCUGUUUGAGUCUUGUGUAUCAAGCUCUUGGCACAUGCAUUGGGUUAGGCAGAUAGGUCCUGUGUAGUAAGAGCAUGUUUUUCUUUCUUUGCCUUUUUAAAAGAACUUUCAGAAUUAAAAUGUUUUAGAAAUUACCUGGAAAGCAAUAGGAAAGAAAUGCACAGGUUCCUUGGGAAGUUCAGCACAGACUUACAGGACAAAUGCUGGUGAUAAUUUAGACACCUUGAUGAAAAGAAUUGCUUUAGAGGGAUUAGCUCACGUGAAGGAACCUGCUGAACAUCUGGAGAGUUCUCACGCUUGUCUUGUUCUUCAGUUUGCAGAAGCGCUUGGAAUUUGAGCAGUUGGAAAAUGCUACUGAGGUGAUUCAGCUAAGGGGUAGGAGUUUACAAGAGUGUUAGCAGAUUAAAAGAUAGUUAUUUUAGGUUUUCCUUGGCAGAGGGAGGGGUGCCGUGUAAGGUUUGCUUUUAUUCUUGCGCAAGUAACGUAGCUUGAGUAUUUCCUCUGUUAAUCUGAGGCAAGUGUGUUUUAGUUGAAAAGAAACUUCUUGCAAUUUACUUGUGGAAUGUCUCUUGAACUAGAAAUGGUUAAAAUUGCAGUAUGGCUCAUAUGAAAACUGGUAUUACACUUUCAGAAAAAAAUGGAAGAUGUAAUAAUAGGUGAGAAGGUAGCUAGUUUUGUGCCUUUUUUUUUUUUUUUCCCUCGGUAGAAGAAAAUUAUGACCUUAACCCUAAUUCAGAAAUGAGAAGCCCAGAUGCUUGAUGGCGUACCCUCUAGCUUGCCACUGAACAGUACAGUCAUAACCUUAUCUCCAUAACAAGCAACAUGUUCACUGCUUAAAAAAAAAAAAUUGCCUUGAAAAUUUGUUUUAUGCUAAGCUACUUAGCAGCGAAACUUGAGAAACUUAUUUGUGAAAUCUGGGCUAUUCUUAAAGUCUAAAACUUUGACAGUGCCUUGAAACUGUUACGUGCUGGUAGACUUCAGCCUGCCAAGGACCCAAGAGGAGACAGGCACAAUAAAGGUAUCACUUUCUAGAUACAGCAGUCUCUAAUUGCUAUUUCCGUUUCGAACUCUGUCCCCGAGGCGGAGAAGUGCUGUGCCAGCUGCUGCAGGAGCUUUGUCCCCUGCCUGAGCAGGAGGCGCUGAGGGUAAGAGCUGGGAUGCAGCGGCCGGGCAGCCCCCUUUGAUGGAGCACUGAGCGGGGCCUCGCACGAGCCACGCUGUCCUCCCGGAGCCUGGGCUUUGUCGUGCUUGGGGGAGGAAUAGCAGUGUGCUGCUAAGCAUAGUGACACUCGAGUGCUCAAGUCCGUUCAAACGACGGAGCUCUGCUGCCUGUGUGUGUUGUACAGCUGAAUUUGCGUAGUAGACUAAAGUAUUUAUGCUGAACUAUUAAUAGUCCGUAUACUAUGUCUCAUACUGUAGUGCUCACUGGUGGACUCGUCAUCCUGAAUUCCCUGAACCAGCUGAAUAAUUCUGGAUUUGUAUUUAUUUUUUGUAAAUUCAUUGUGUCCAAAUCUUUAAGUACUGUUAAAAUACCAUCCUUUGAAGCAAAGGCAUUUUACAUUUAUAGAUGAUGUAUUUUUAUUCUCAUAGUUUGUUUUUAAAUUUACUUGAAACAGUCAAGUUAAAUAAAACAUAUUACAUAAAUA
Molecule: messenger RNA, 4605 nt
Organism: Rhea pennata
Lineage: Eukaryota; Metazoa; Chordata; Aves; Rheiformes; Rheidae
Gene: KLHL21
Product: kelch like family member 21
Exons: 5
Coding region: 22-1806 (594 amino acids)
Molecular function (GO): protein binding
Source: RefSeq, a predicted model, not a curated record